This is a messenger RNA of Camelina sativa (false flax), 1673 nucleotides long. The record is from RefSeq and is a predicted model, not a curated record. Lineage: Eukaryota; Viridiplantae; Streptophyta; Magnoliopsida; Brassicales; Brassicaceae.
GCGUCGUCUCCUGCGUCAAUCGUAAGCUGUCGUUCAAAAACAAACCUCUCCUCUCCCCUAUAUUUAAAACUGCCUCUCUCUUCCGUACCGCUCUACCUCUACCCAAAGAAAAAGAAAAAAAAAAACUCGAGAAAUUUGUUUUCCCUUCAUUGAUUCACUCUCGUAAUCGAGUCUCCUCUUUUUUUUUUCGAUUCUUCUGGAAUUUGCGUAUUCUCUCCGCCAUGGCUGCUGAGAAGUUACGAGACUUGAGUCAGCCGAUUGACGUCCCUUUACUCGAUGCUACUGUUGAGGCUUUUUACGCUACCGGAUCUAAGGAAGAAAGAGCUUCUGCGGAUAAUAUCUUGAGGGAUUUGAAAGCUAAUCCUGAUACUUGGCUUCAAGUGGUUCACAUUCUACAGAACACCAGUAGUACGCAUACAAAAUAUUUUGCACUACAGGUGCUGGAAGGUGUUAUCAAAUACAGGUGGAACGCAUUACCGGAUGAACAACGUGAUGGAAUGAAAAAUUACAUAUCUGAAGUCAUUGUGCUGCUCUCAAGGGACGAAGCAUCUUUCAGAGCGGAAAGGCUUUAUGUUAACAAGUUAAAUGUCAUCCUGGUUCAGAUCGUGAAACAUGAGUGGUCAGCAAAGUGGAGAAGCUUUCUUCCUGAUCUAGUUAAAGCUGCGAGAACUAGUGAAACUAUCUGUGAGAAUUGCAUGGCUAUUUUGAAACUCCUAAGUGAAGAGGUCUUUGACUUCUCAAGAGGAGUGAUGACUCAGCAAAAGAUCGAUGAACUCAAACAAUCUCUAAACAGUGAAUUUGAACUCAUUCACGAGCUAUGCCUAUAUGUCUUCUCAGUGUCCCAUAGACCAGAGCUUAUACGUGCAACUCUCUCUGCAUUGCAUGCCUAUCUUUCUUGGAUUCCGUUGGGAUAUAUAUUUGAGUCCCCGUUGCUGGAGACCCUACUUAAUUUCUUCCCUGUUCCAGCAUAUAGAAAUCUCACACUUCAAUGUCUGUCAGAGGUCGCAGCUCUUAAUUGUGGGGAAGUCUACAAUGUGCAAUAUGUCAAGAUGUACAGCAUCUUCAUGAAUCACUUGCAGGCAAUUCUUCCUUUAAAUUUUAAUAUCCCUAAGGCAUAUUCAACCGGAAGUAGUGAAGAACAGGCUUUUAUCCAGAACUUGGCACUGUUUUUCACUUCGUUUUUCAAGUCACAUAUAAAAGUUCUAGAAUCUUCACCCGAAAAUAUUUCUCUCUUACUUGCGGGUCUGGGAUAUCUCAUUAGCAUAUCAUAUGUUGAUGACUCUGAAGUAUUCAAGGUUUGUUUGGACUAUUGGAAUUCAUUAGUUUUGGAGUUGUUUGGGUCGCAACAUCAUGUCGGUCACCCUGCACUAACUCCAAGUUUGUUUGGAAUGCAAUGUCAGAUGGCUUUCCUUCCUCGUACGGUUGAUAGUGUUAAACCUGAAGUCACAGAGCGGCAUAAAAUUUAUUCAGAUCCAUUGUCAAAAGUAAGAGGGCUCAUGAUUAGUCGCAUGGCUAAGCCUGAAGAAGUGUUAAUUGUUGAGGACGAAAAUGGGAACAUUGUCCGUGAAACUAUGAAGGAUAAUGAUGUUCUUGUCCAGUAUAAGAUAAUGCGGGAGACAUUAAUCUACCUCUCUCACCUUGAUCAUGAAGAUACAGAAAAACAGUAUAUGUAG